AUGGAAGAUAAAUAUAAAAGAGAGAGGAAAAGUUAUAGUUUAGAUGCCUAAGAAAUAGCUAAUAAUGUACGGAAAUUAUCCUUAGCUGAAAACAGAAAUCUUAAAAGUGAUUAAAAGUGUAAUAACUCCUUUAAAAAUGCUGGAGAUAAUUAGUUUGAUGAAAAUCGUAAUCUUAAAUUGAUGCUUAAAAGAGGAGUUGAGGAAAAUAUGCUUUCUACUAUUUUGCAUAGUUUGAAAAAUAAUAAUUUAGAGCAGUCUAAUAUAAACUAAGACAUGUUGAAAAAGGCAAAAGAAUUUUAUAAAAAGCUAAAUGUCUUUGACUUUAAAGAUGAAGACUUUUAUUUUUUAUUUACAGAAGAAUUGUAUAAGGAAAAGAAAGAUAGAUUCCAUUCAGGUUAAGAGCCUGUAGAAUACUUUAAAACUGUUCUCAAUGAAGACUACUAACCCUUUGCAAGAUGCACAUUAAAUUUAAAAGCCAAUAACAAUAAAAAAAAGUAUGAUUUUAAGUAUAUCAGGGGAGGAGAUAAGUAAGCUUUAAUUAACAACUCUCAUGAUGAUAAAAUGUUUAGCGAUUUACUUGAGCAAGAUGCUCUCACUCAGCUUAACCACAUAUCUUAGCAUCACAGAAGGCCAUCAUAUUAGCUUCAGAAGUAAUUUAUUCUUAGAAGAAAUAGGAAGAAUCAAGACGUGAUAAAUUUCUCUACUUAGGAAAAAGAGGAAUUAGAAACUCAAGAAGAAAGAUGGAAUAGGAUAAAAUAAAAAAUAAAGGAAAAUAAGAUUGUUGACAUCAUUCGUAACGCAAAGGAAAUGGCAAAUUAGAGUAGUGUUUAUUUAACAUACACUGAAGCAGCAGAAUUAGAUAAAUAAGAGGAGGCUGUCUACCAAUAUUUGAAAAGAAGGGGUAGGAUAUUAGAUAAACGAGUUUUAGAUAACACUAAAAUAAAAAUACUCAAUGACGAUAGUUAAGCUUCUUUGAUUAACCCUUAAUCUCCUGAUAAAAGCUAUAAGCCUAACAAUUAGCAAAGAAAUUCUUUAUCAAGUAUCAGAAAGAAUGAAAAUAAUGGUUCUAUUUUACUUUAAAAGAGCUUAAAAUCCCAAGGAAGCUCCCCUAAAGUAGAAGAGAGAAAAAGUGUUUCCUUAUCUGUUUACAACAAUUCACCAAAUAACUAAUACAACAUACCAAAAAAAAAUUCAGUUUUUAAAGAAGAAUCUUUCGAUCUAAAAAGCAAGCUAUCUUAGAGCAUAGAUAACUCACCUUUAGCCAAAAGAUUAUCACAAGGAAGUGUGAUUAGUGUUGCUUCAUCCUCCAAAAACUCUUCAAACAAAUAUUCUAAGCAGAAUAAUAGAGAUUCUUCUUUUGAAAAACAAAAAUCUAUCUUUAAAAUAUCUCAAAGCAAGCAAAUUAAAUUAGAUAAAAAUAAUCUUUAACUAAUUUAGCAUUUCAAAGAUAUUUCGAAUAAAUGCAAUGAGUAGUACUUUUUUCUAGUUGUCUUGAACAGGAAAUAAUUAGAAGAGUAUUUGAAUUUGAGAUACCCAGAAUAAUUAACGCAGAGAAUCCUAAAUUUCAUGGAGUGUCCUCAAGAAAUGAAUUUUAGACAGUUUAGAAAGUGGAUUGAGAGAUUUAAUUCAUGGACAAUAAAUGACAUAUUAUUUUUCUGCUUUUAUAUUUUUGACUUUAAUUAAGAUGGACUUAUUUGCUAGACAGAUGUGUUUGACAUAUUAAGAAACAAGCAAACAUAAAUGUUAGAACAAGAUUUCAAACAAAUUUCAAGAUUUGUAGCUAUUAAGAUCAAAUACACAAAAAAUUUGGAAAAUCUGAUAGAAGAACCUCUUUUUCCUGAGUUAUACUAAUAAAAAAAUCUGACUUAUAUGACGUAUAGAAAAAUAGCUGAAAAUGAGGAUUUUGGAGAGAAAGAAAAAUUUUUGAAAAAAAUAAAAGAGCACAAAGAAAAGGGGGUAAAUUUGACUCUAUUCAGCAUUUGGGAUUAAUACAAAGAUAGGUUCUUAGAUUAGAAAGAAAUAGAAGAAGAAAUUCAAAUGUAAGAAAGUCUCGAGUAAAAUGAAAAAAAGAAGUUGAAGGGAAUUAUGUCUAUAGGAAAGGGAGAAUACACUAAAUACUUUAAGAGUGACAAGAAGUUUAAACUUAACUUUAAUCAAUUUAAAAGUAUUUUUAUCAGAGAAAAACCAUUCUUUUUUUAUGACUUACUUGCCUGUAUCUCAUUAUAUAGAUAAGAAGAUAUUGAAUAUCCUUAUGAUAUUUAUGCAGAAUUUACAAGUUAAGUCUGCAAAUUAAUUUAAAUUAGAAACACUAAAGAGCAGCAAGAAAAAUAGCAAGCUAUAGAUAAUUAAAUGACUGCAGAAAAAAUAAAUAAAAUAUAAGUCUAAAAAAUUUUAAAUUUUUACAAGAAUUGUGGUGGGGCAAAAGGUGCUAAAAAUGCCCUCUAAAAAUUAGAAAUUGUGCCAAAUAUCUAAUUUUGA
Molecule: messenger RNA, 2478 nt
Organism: Tetrahymena thermophila SB210
Lineage: Eukaryota; Ciliophora; Oligohymenophorea; Hymenostomatida; Tetrahymenidae
Exons: 4
Source: RefSeq, a predicted model, not a curated record